AUGAGCAUUGCGCCGUGUAAGUCGCUCAAUUGGAUUACCGACCCAACAACCAUUUCAUAUUUGCUUCCUCGACCUCGGGACGGUUACCUUCAAGUUGGUUCAGAAAUCACAUGCUACGCAGAUGGCCACCCACCUCCAAUGCUGUCCUUGCGUCUUGUGCAGUCGCUGCGACCUCCCAAACCUCUAAGUGAAGAAGAGUUGGAGACACUGCGGCAAGUCGGCCGAAUACGAAACUGCGCAACGAAGACCCUAUCACAAUGGAACUCAUUUUGA
Dicrocoelium dendriticum is the source of this 273-nucleotide messenger RNA. The record is from the annotation of a GenBank genome assembly. NCBI's taxonomy places the organism in Eukaryota, Metazoa, Platyhelminthes, Trematoda, Plagiorchiida, Dicrocoeliidae.